Panicum virgatum (switchgrass) is the source of this 1663-nucleotide messenger RNA. Its product is annotated as protein TRANSPARENT TESTA GLABRA 1-like. The transcript has a single exon. Lineage: Eukaryota; Viridiplantae; Streptophyta; Magnoliopsida; Poales; Poaceae. The record is from RefSeq and is a predicted model, not a curated record. Gene Ontology annotation, cellular component: nucleus. The coding region runs from base 343 to 1422 and encodes 359 amino acids. Gene Ontology annotation, molecular function: protein binding.
UCGCGUCCAGAGAGAACAGACGUACACGCGACGACCGCAUCGCAUUCCCCCCCGGUGCUACCAGCGACGGUUGACCCGUCUCGCCCCCGGCCACCCAUCCCACCAGGCCACCACCACCACCAGCCACAGCCCCGCCGUCGAGCCGGCGCCGCCUGUACUCGUUCAACCCCCGCGCCCGGCCGCCGUGGACCUGUCGCUCGCACGCGCGUUGAACCAUUUUCCCGAGGGAGCAGGAGCUCGCAUCCCCGCCUCCUUUUACUUCUGGGUAUCACGAGUUCCCGCACGAUCCUCCCCUCCCAGCUCCAGCUCCGCCACCAGAUCAAUCCACCCGCCUUCCUCUCCAUGGACCUCCCCAAGCCGCCGUCCACGUCCGCCUCGUCGUCGGGGGCGGAGACGCCGAACCCGCACGCCUUCACCUGCGAGCUCCCGCACUCGAUCUACGCGCUCGCCUUCUCCCCCACCGCGCCCGUCCUCGCCUCCGGCAGCUUCCUUGAAGACCUCCGCAACCGCGUCUCCCUCCUCUCCUUCGACCCCGUCCGCCCCUCCGCCGCAUCCUUCCGCGCCCUCCCGGCCCUCUCCUUCGACCACCCCUACCCGCCCACCAAGCUCCAGUUCAACCCCCGCGCCGCCGCGCCCUCCCUCCUCGCCUCCUCCGCCGACACGCUCCGCAUCUGGCACGCCCCGCUCGACGACCUCUCCGCCUCCGCACCGCCGCCCGAGCUCCGCUCCGUCCUCGACAACCGCAAGGCCUCCUCCGAGUUCUCCGCGCCCCUCACCUCCUUCGACUGGAACGAGGUCGAGCCCCGCCGCAUCGGGACCGCCUCCAUCGACACCACCUGCACCGUCUGGGACAUCGACCGCGGCGUCGUCGAGACGCAGCUCAUCGCGCACGACAAGGCCGUGCAUGACAUCGCCUGGGGCGAGGCAGGGGUCUUCGCCUCUGUUUCGGCUGACGGCUCCGUCCGCGUCUUCGACCUCCGGGACAAGGAGCACUCCACCAUCGUCUACGAGAGCCCGCGCCCCGACACGCCGCUGCUCAGGCUCGCGUGGAACCGAUUUGACCUCCGCUACAUGGCCGCGCUGCUUAUGGACAGCAGCGCCGUCGUCGUGCUCGACAUACGCGCGCCAGGGGUGCCUGUUGCCGAGCUGCACCGGCACCGGGCUUGCGUAAACGCUGUCGCGUGGGCGCCGCAGGCCAGUAGGCAUCUCUGUUCGGCUGGGGACGACGGGCAGGCACUGAUCUGGGAGCUGCCCGAGACGGCGCCAGCGCCGGCACCGGCCGCGGCUGUGCCUGCCGAGGGGAUUGAUCCUGUGCUAGUGUACGAUGCAGGCGCCGAGAUAAACCAGCUUCAGUGGGCGGCCGCCCACCCAGACUGGAUGGCCAUCGCAUUUGAGAACAAGGUCCAGCUUCUCAGGGUCUGACAAGGUCGGUACCAUGGCGAUAUGAGGUUUGACAUUUCUAUUUCUACAAGUUUUUUAUGUGAAUGAUUGGCUACUGAUUGCUAGUAUUUAGAACAUGUAUGGUGAUAAAAUAUCGAAAUUUGGAGCAAGUUCAUCUUUAUGUGACGGUUACCUGGAACUUAGAACAGCCAACUGGAUAGUAGCAAAUCGGCAAUCUACUUUGUCAGUUCUCAAUACUAAUAUACCGUUUUCAUUGAGCCCA